Misgurnus anguillicaudatus (oriental weatherfish) is the source of this 3943-nucleotide messenger RNA. RefSeq names its product bestrophin 1 (gene best1). NCBI's taxonomy places the organism in Eukaryota, Metazoa, Chordata, Actinopteri, Cypriniformes, Cobitidae. Gene Ontology annotation, molecular function: chloride channel activity. The record is from RefSeq and is a predicted model, not a curated record.
GUGAUCGGUCAGUUUCAGCCACAGGUUAAUGACUUACAAAUGAAAUGGGGCCACGUGCAGAGGUGCAUAUCCUCCAGUAGAGGGCGCUAAACAAUACAAUGAUAUCCUGCUGAGGGCCCGUGAUAGAGCCAAGUGCUUAUUGGAGGACUUUACAAAAUGCAUUUAUAUAUUAUGAAACAAAAAUUAUUACAACUAUACUCUAAUAAUGGGGUAAGUCAAGUGUUUAUGAGUUUGCAUGUGUGUAUAUUAAUUUGGAAAGAUUUGCUAAGAUUAACACGCUUCCAGUUUCCACAAUACCUCUUUGUUAAUAGAAAACAGAUUAGCAGUCAAGUGACCAGGAGCGUAUGCACCCCUACCAGCAUGUUUUGCGUCAGCCCUCUUUUAAACAGAUCCGGUAAUGACACCCAACUUCUGUCACAUCACACACCAUCAAUCACGGCAGUGUAACUAAAGAUCUGCCGGCUGGAGGAUUGUCAGUGGUCAUGACAGUCACGUACUCACGAAGGGUGGCUGAUGCCCGACUGGGUACCUUUUAUCGUCUGCUUCUGCGAUGGAAAGGAAGCAUCUAUAAGCUUUUAUACAGAGAGUUGCUCAUCUUUACUGUGCUUUACUGCACCAUCAGUUUUACAUACAGGUGUCUGCUGGAUGAAGAGCAGAGGAGGAUGUUUGAACACCUCUCCAUCUACUGUGAUCAAUACGCUCAGCUCAUCCCUGUAUCUUUCGUCCUGGGUUUUUAUGUGACUCUGGUGGUGUCUCGCUGGUGGGGUCAGUACGAGAGCGUCCCGUGGCCGGACCGGCUGGCAGCACUGGUUAGCGCUCACGUGCGGGGCACUGAUGAAGGGGCGAGACUCAUUCGCAGAAGUCUGGUGCGUUACGCCAACCUGUCAGGUGUCCUGAUCUAUCGCUCCAUCAGCACUGCUGUCUACAAGAGAUUCCCAACUAUGGAUCAUCUGGUACAGGCAGGUCUCAUGACUCCUGAAGAACUGAGGCAGUUUGAGGAUUUACCAUCACCUCAUAACAAAUUCUGGGUUCCCUGCAUGUGGUUUGUGAGUCUGGCCAUGAGAGCUCGAUCGGAAGGUCGCAUCAACAAUGAUGUCGCUAUGACCGCCAUACUUAAUGUGGUAACCGUCGCUGUGUACAGUUUCUUUCUGACUUGUCUGAUUGGUCGCCAGUUCCUCGACCCCGCCCAAGGUUAUCCAGGUCACAACCUUGACAUCUACCUGCCAGUCUUCACUUUACUGCAGUUCUUCUUCUAUGUUGGCUGGCUUAAGGUGGCAGAGCAGCUCAUUAACCCCUUUGGAGAAGAUGAUGAUGAUUUCGAGACAAACUGGUUGGUGGACCGUAAUUUACAGGUAUCUUUGCUGUCAGUGGAUGAGAUGUUUGAUUUGGUUCCUCACAUUGAACGAGAUAAAUACUGGAACGAGUCUGAACCUCAACCGCCCUACACGGCUGCCAGCGCUGAACACCGCAAACCAUCAUUUAUGGGAUCUGCUUUGGACAUCAGUGUUCCCAAAGAGGAAAUGGAAUUCCAGCACAAUCUGGAGCAGAUUAAAGAAAACGAAGAAGCCAAUCAUUCCACGCCAUUCCUGGGCAGCUUGAGUCGUCUUUUUGGCAUCCAAUCACCCAGUUUCCCCCGUUCAUCUCCCUCAUCCCGUGUUUCCCUCCUGCGACGUCGUCCCCGAGCUCCGUUCUCCCGUUUCCCCCUUUACCUGCACCCUGAAAGCUCUCCAAUGCCAAGCCUCAUCCGAAACCGUGACAUAGACGAAAGCGCCUUCUCAUCCAUGCCCCUAUACGAAAGACCCGGUUUCUACAGCUGUCCUCAGACGCCCAUCCACUGCAUUCCCCCGACCAUUCCACACCCGAGACCUCAAAGAGCUCAGGGUGAUUGUGAAAACAGCAACACCUCCCUGGCACAAAAUCCAGAAGUCCCGGCUACGCGCGGGAAUCUACUGCCACCUCCGUCCUCUGCCUUCCCUUGGGUGAACGAAGACUGCAACAAUCCUGCUUUCUCCUUUCCUGACCCAAUGCCCGAGCUACCCAAAUUACGCCCGAAUCAGGGGUUGUUGUCGCGCCGUCCCCUGCCCCUGCGACUCUCUCUGGAAACCUCUCCAAAUGGGGAGGGGCAGUCGGCACCCCCAAGUGCCCGGGCUGUUGGGGCAUCAGUGUUUUCUUUUACCCCUCCAUCGUGGCCACAAUCUCUGACCAACACUCCCAGUUCAGGAAGCAUAAAUGCAACAAACAGCAACAAAAACAUCAACAGCACAGGAAACACAUCCAUGAAUAACUCCUGGCCAAUCGCGGCCAAUACAUCUCCUACAGAGACUCAGCAAACAACAACUCCCAACGACUCUGGGAUCUCAUUGGCUGAGGGAGAUCUGUUGGGUAAGGGGCAGAAUGCCAUGGUGAAAACCAAUGGGAUGAGAGAUCAGAUAUAAGGGAAAUAAAUCAGAAAACUCUCUGAUUGGUCAGCCAAUGAAAUAUCGCCACAAGUUAUCCUGUAGCUCAGUUAUUAGCAACCCAAAGGCCAUGGGUUUGAUCUUAAGGAAUACAUGUAUUGAUAAAUGUAUAGAUUGUGUGGACUGUAAGGCGCUUUGGAUAAAAGCAUAAAUAUAAUAUGUAAAUGUAGGUUUGAGAUUGCAAAGAGACAUACAGAUCAGAUCAGUUAUUAGUCAAAACUGAUGGAUCCAAGCAGAAGACGACUAAGUGUCUCUCUGUAUCUGAUAAACUGCGAGGAAGUGGGUGAUUCUCACGAAAACUUGGUUUUAAAAAUGUCAAGCAUGAAAAUGUAAAAAUUGCUUAAAUUUACUUUUUUCCCACCAGACAUUGAAAAACAAAGUCUGGAGUAAAUGGGAACAUUAAUUUAAAAACUUUUACUUAUCAUUUAACACUUUUUGUAACAUAAUUUAAAAAAUUAGUCCUAAAAAAUCUCAUUACCGCAACAGUCAGAAAACAUCAACACUGACAUAUUUUAAAAAUGACAUGACAAACCUGAAAGAACAUAAUUUGGAGAUUCUGCACAUGCAUUUAAAAUCAAAGUAUUUUGCUUCUAUUAAUUAAAUUAACAUUUAAUAAGCAUCUGUUGCGGUAAUGAUAAUCAAAAUGUCGUGUAAGCAUUCUGACAAGACAAUAUUUCAAAUUAACUGUAAAAAAAUGAUCUUACCUGGUAGCCAUCUUGAAGUAACUGGUCCAUGUGCUUGGUUACUCAAAAUCAAAUUUUAUUUAAAUUCUGUAUGUGUGCUUAAACUGUUCUCAAAAAGUGUUGCGGAGGAUGAGAACAUCAGGCAUGGACACAUCAUUUUCCUAAUUUUUCUUCAUUAUUAUUAUACAUGAAUAUUCAGUAAAUAUUUUUCUGUCAUCUAAAGUAGUCUAGUAAAACAUCCAUUUUUUUUCUUUAUAUUUUUGUGUUAAUUUGAUUAAAUUACAACAUAACGCAUGUUCAAACACAGCCGGACACAUUGCGGUAAUGAGAAUUUCAGCAGAAAAUGAGAUAAAAUUUACAAUUAUAAAUUCUUAUGUUGAAAUCACACAUUGUGCAAGGUAGAACACAGUAUUGUGUUAAUUCUGAUGCUUUUUAAUGUAACUAUAUUACACAUUUUAAAGCUAAAAUCAUUUGUGCCGUGCUGUUUCAAUGGUUUCGUGAGAAUCACCCAAGUAUCAAAUACUGACAAUUAUAAUUAAAUGUUUAAAAAAACAUUUAGAAAUGUAAAUAUUGUCAUUAUUUCCUCACUGCCAUGUUGCUCCAAAAUCAUUUGACAGAAUAAAAUAUUUUGUAUCAUUCUUUCAAAUUAUAUUUCAUUUUGAGAAUACCAGAAAGCAGACGACUCCGAGCCGGAUCCGCAGACUUCAGCGCGUAUCCGACCCGGAGUCGUCUGGGAUUUUAAAAGCAUGCUUCAAAUAUACUGUAAAAUGAUGUCUUUAUGUUGCAUUGCAUUCUGGUUUACAG